AUAUAAGAUUCGACAAGUGCACAGCCCAGUAUCAGUCAUUGUCGGUUGGUUCUCCUCAAAGCACGCAGCCGCAAAGUGUACUCCUUGGAAGCAGCUUGGUCGAUUGGAAUUUCCCCCGGGGACAGCAAGAAGAUGUUUAGCAAGAUGAUGAUCGCAGCGAUGGCAGCGGUGAUGGUAGUAACCGGAGUAUUGGCCGCCCCGCAACAGAAGCGCAUUUCGCCGCUCGGUGGCGCCGAAUCCCAGGCCGUGAUAUUGGCCCAGGAACAUAACCAUGAUCCCAGCGGUGCUUACAACUAUCGGUACGAGACGAGCAAUGGGAUUGCGGCGCAACAGUCGAGCUACGAUGGAGCGAAUGCGGCCGGCGAAUACUCGUACACCGGUCCGGAUGGGGUGCUGUACCGGGUGGCCUACAAUGCCGACUCGGCGUACGGUUUCCAGCCACAGGGUGCGCACCUACCGGUGGAACCGCCAGUACCGGACCAUGUGCUCAAGUCGCUCGAACAGAUCCGUGCCAGUCCACCGCGUGAUCCGGAGUUUAAUCUGGCGGCGCUCGAUGCCCAGAUCGCACGGCUAAGGGCUACCCUCGGGUAAGGGAAGUGAAGGACAGGAUGCCCGGUUGUGAUGUGUAUGUGACGUGUGUGUGUGUGUGUGAGAUAGUGUUGCCUCGAGCUGGCAGCAGAAAAACAUGCUUUUUGUUAAUAAAACCUCAGACGAAAAGUUUCGAACGAUUU
This is a messenger RNA of Anopheles darlingi, 731 nucleotides long. RefSeq names its product endocuticle structural glycoprotein ABD-4-like. Gene Ontology annotation, cellular component: chitin-based extracellular matrix. The coding region runs from base 133 to 591 and encodes 152 amino acids. The record is from RefSeq and is a predicted model, not a curated record. Lineage: Eukaryota; Metazoa; Arthropoda; Insecta; Diptera; Culicidae. The transcript has 2 exons. Gene Ontology annotation, molecular function: structural constituent of chitin-based larval cuticle.